GACGAACACCGCACCGCUAUGGAGAAUGAACCGCACACAACAACAUGUUCUGCAUCUACAACUACUAUCACCACCACCUCCACUUCUCGGACACAGCUACCACAGAUAUCUGUCUACAGUGGCUCUGAUCGGCAUGCUGUUCAGGUUAUUCAGCAGGCCUUGCAUCGUCCUCCUAGCUCAGCUGCUCAGUACCUUCAGCAGAUGUAUGCAGCCCAACAGCAGCAUCUAAUGCUGCAGACUGCUGCUUUGCAGCAGCAGCACUUAAGCAGUACCCAAUUUCAGAGUCUGGCAACUGUACCACAGGCAAGCCUGUCAGGUGGGAGGCAAUGUACUUCCCCCACUGGGAGUGUCACUCAGCAGUCAAGCAUGUCGCAGACCUCGAUUAACCUCUCCACCUCUCCUACACCUGCACAGAUAAUAAGCCGUUCACAGACCUCCAACACCACCAGCAGCAGUAUUACCCAACAGACUAUGUUGCUGGGCAGCACCUCUCCAACCCUGAGUGCAAGCCAGGCUCAAAUGUAUCUCCGAGCUCAAAUGCUUAUUUUCACUCCUGCUACCACUGUGGCUGCUGUACAAUCUGAUAUUCCUGUUGUCUCAUCAUCUUCCUCAUCUUCCUGUCAGUCUGCAGCUACUCAGGUUCAGAACUUGACCUUGCGCAGUCAGAAGUUGGGUGUAUUGUCAGGUUCACAGAAUGGCCCACCAAAGAGCAGCAGUCAAACUCAGUCACUGUCUCUGUGCCCUAAUAAACCUGUAACCAGUACCAAGGGCAGCCAGCCAGAUUCCUCAGAAAGCAAUAGAAAAGGCGAGAGCCCAACUCCAGAGUGUCGGAGCACACCAGUCACACGGACACCAAGUAUACAUCAGUUAAUAACACCAGCUUCAUAUUCUCCAAUUCAACCUCAUUCUUUAGUAAAACAUCAGCAGAUCCCGCUUCAUUCUCCACCUUCAAAGAUUUCCCAUCAUCAGCUGAAAUUGAAACAACAGCAGCAAGUCCAGCCAAUCUCACUUCAGACUUCUGCUGGUCAGGACCCCCCUCCAUCACAGCACUGUCUACCCCUCACAAGCCAUGGUCUUCCUCCAGUUCCCAGCAGUGUCCAGUCUCAGCAUUGCUCACCUAUUCACAUCCAUCCUCCGCCUCUAACACUAUCUCCUACUCCAUCCCAGUCAGCUCAGCAGUCAGUAGUGGUAUCUCCUCCACCUCCCCAUUCCCCUAGUCAGUCACCCACAAUAAUUAUUCAUCCUCAAGCACUUAUUCAGUCACAGGCAAACUCCCUUGUGCCAACGGCUCUUCAGCCAGAGCAGACUGCUCCUCAGCAAAGUACUAGCAGUCCAGUUCGACCAAUUGCACAGCCUCUCAAUCUUCCAUCGCAUCUUCCACUUUCAUCUUCCCCAGCUGUACAUAUAGGACCAGUAGAUCAGCCCAGCUUAGUUUCCCCAGGCCAACAGAUAGUGCCCUCCACACCACACCAGCCACAUUCAGUCUUGCAGUCUGCACCUAUCCCACUUGCAGCUCCUCCUCAGCUGUCAGCAUCUUCAACCCAGAUUCAACAGCUGCCAUUGCAGUCUGUGCAGUCCUUACAAGUGCAGCCUGAAAUUCUAUCCCAGGGCCAAGUUUUGGUUCAAAACACUCUGGUUUCUGAGGAAGAACUUCCUGCUGCAGAAGCUUUGGUCCAGCUGCCGUUUCAGACUCUUCCACCACCACAGACUGUUGCAGUAAAUCUUCAAGUGCAGCCAUCGGUACCAAUUGAAACUCCAGUGAUUUACCAAGUGGAGAAUGUUUGUGAAGAAGAGAUGCCUGAAGAGUCCGAAUGUGUCCACAUGGUUAGAACACCUACGCCACCGACACUGUCGCCACCAGCCAUAACCUUGGGGAAUGGAGAGGCGCUUACUUCGGAAGAGCCCUUGUCAGAACAUGCGGGACUGCCUUCAGGGACAUCGUCAGUCGGUGCCUCAGUAAUUAAAUCUCCAUCUGAUCCUUCACAUUCCUCUAUUCCACCACCGCCUCUUUUGCUUCCAGCAGCGACGACAAGGAGCAACAGCACAUCAAUGCCCAAUAGCAUUCCUAGCCUAGAAAAUAAACCUCCACAGGCUAUUGUUAAACCACAGAUACUGACCCAUGUUAUUGAGGGCUUUGUGAUUCAGGAGGGGUUGGAGCCAUUCCCUGUAAGUCGUUCAUCUUUGCUGGUAGAACAGCCUGCAGAAAAAAGAUUGCUAGUGGAGGGUCAAAUCAUGAGUGUUAUGUGUGUGGAAUCAGACUUGCAGAAUACAAAACAUGCAGACAACUCAUCGGACACAGAGAUAGAGGAUAUGAUUGCAGAAGAGGGACUAGAUGAAAUUGAAAAUGAUCUUCUGAAGUGUGAAUUUUGUGGAAAAAUGGGAUAUUCUGAUAAAUUUCUACGGUCAAAACGAUUCUGCUCCACGUCCUGUGCCAAAAGGCACAGCCUUAGUUGCACUAAGAAAUUUGGGCUGUUUACAUCAGACAAAACCAGUCGCUGGAAUCGGAAAUCUGAUAGCCAAAGCCUUGGGCGACGCGGGCGUCGACCGAGUGGCCCUGAUGGGGCGUCACGAGAUCACUUUCUUAGACAGCUUCCAAUUACUUAUCCAUCUGCAGAAGAAGAUAUGGCUUCUCACGAAGAUGCUGUUCCAGCUGCCAUGACCACCCGUCUGCGAAGGCAAAGUGAAAGAGAGAGAGAACGUGAACUUAGGGAACUAAGAAUUAGGAAGAUGCCAGAGAGCAUUGACUUGUUACCAGUGGUGCAAACCGACCCGUCAGUGUGGACUGUGGAUGAAGUUUGGGCCUUUAUACGUUCUUUGCCCGGUUGUGAAGAUAUUGCAGAUGAAUUUAGAGCACAAGAAAUUGAUGGACAAGCUCUCCUCUUGUUGAAGGAGGAUCACCUUAUGAGUGCAAUGAAUAUUAAGCUUGGACCUGCGUUGAAAAUCUGUGCGCGUAUCAAUUCAUUGAAAGAAUCCUAGGGGGAACAUGAAGGCUUAAACAUCAGUUUUUCUGCGACAGAACCAACAGGAAUAUGCCAACAUCUUCACCGUGGCAUGAGUAUUACUGUGAUGUUUUGUUACAAAUAUGGGGUUUUCCCCACAUAAGAACUUGCAAAUAUUCCUCUGGUUAUGCCAUGCAGUUCUCCAUAGUUUCCCACAAUUAAUAGGUUCAUGGUAAAGCUUGAGUAACACUUUGAGUUAAAGUGGGAGUUCAUGGAAAAACAUGGAGUGAAAUAUGCUGUGAUAAGUUAAAAUUUCCCAACGUGUACUUAUCGUACAAGUUAACACCAUUAAUCUAAACACCGUUUAAAUUCUGUUGCUGUAUUUUGGAAGACAGUUUUUCCACACAUACAGCAGUUCUUGGACUGAAAUAGCAAAAGUGUCCACAGACCCUGUGGAAGCACUGGUAACAGUAAAAUGCUAUGCAUUUAGUUGUGCUCUCUGAGUUUCUUUUAGUCUUGAGCAAAUUGUUUGAAGGGAUAGGUUGGCAGCCUUUUUUUCUUGUGUAGGCUUACCCUCAUCUCUGCCACUGUAGUAUUUUCUUUAAGUCUGGGAAUACUGUAGACCGUUCAGGAGUCUCAUCAAAAUCCUGGCUGUCAGGCUACUGAAAUGCAAUGGCAUGACACUCUUGCCAGAGGUGACUGAAGCACAUAUGUUACUUCACUCUUUGUAUGCUGCUAUGCACUAAGAGGGCAUUAAGUUGUUAGGUUUCUAGUUUCGCGUGCUGCUAGUUAAACUAGACCAGCAGUUCUCAAAUGGGGGUUCAGAGUGGGUCCUGAGAAGGUGAGAGAACACUUGGGGUUCAGGUUCCCAGGUGUGAGGGGCUGAAAACUGCAGCCAGGACUAGCUCAUGUUGAGAAAAGUAUGCUCGAAGAACUGGAGAGACAGUGAAAGCACUGAGCGUUAGCAUGGCUCAGUGUUUUUCUCUUCCAGACCUCCUUUUUCAUGCCGUUUUCUUUUCUAAACCAUCUUUCACUGUAGUGCACCUCUUGUCCGCUGGCUAAUGUGAGCUGGGGUUGCAGUAGUCAGAGGAAGGAGACUGAUGAGGAGCUCAGUGAGGUCACAUCAAAGCUCAGCAAAAGAGAAGCUAGUACUGUGGAGGGAGGGAGGGAGGGAGCCUGGAGCUUAUGUGGGUAGAGGAGUGCCACAGCCAGGUAACCCUGCAAGAAAUCUCCAGGAGCCUUGCUUCUGUGCCUCAGGCAGGAGCUUUUCACUUGAACAGUGCAGAGCCGGGUACUUCUUCACUUUCUUCUUUGGGGUAGAGGUAGACAGUGUCUCUGUUUGUCUUCCCUCUCUCUCAUUUUGUGCAGAAAAAGUACUUGUCCCCCAAGUUACUGACACCCUCAGAAGUGUCUUGGGCUCUGAGGCAGCAGCACCUUCCCAGCCUUUGCUUCUCCAUCACCUGUGUACGGAUGUGUGUGAAUAUAUUCUUUACCUUCUGUUCCCUUCCUUUUGCAGCUCUGCUCCCUAUAGGUACAGCCCUGAAUUCCCAAGCUCUCCUAU
Struthio camelus australis is the source of this 4500-nucleotide messenger RNA. Lineage: Eukaryota; Metazoa; Chordata; Aves; Struthioniformes; Struthionidae. The record is from RefSeq and is a predicted model, not a curated record.